This is a messenger RNA of Cylas formicarius (sweet potato weevil), 702 nucleotides long. RefSeq lists its product as uncharacterized. Gene Ontology annotation, molecular function: structural constituent of ribosome. Gene Ontology annotation, cellular component: mitochondrial small ribosomal subunit; mitochondrion. Gene Ontology annotation, biological process: mitochondrial translation. NCBI's taxonomy places the organism in Eukaryota, Metazoa, Arthropoda, Insecta, Coleoptera, Brentidae. Bases 69 to 659 code for a protein of 196 amino acids. The record is from RefSeq and is a predicted model, not a curated record. The transcript is spliced from 2 exons.
ACCAACCUUAUAUCCUGUGCGGGCGACGUUAACCUCAAAUUCCCCGCAUCGCUCUAAAAACAAACAGGAUGCCGUACAAAUACAUCGGUAGAACGAACGAUUUUCUCGGCAAAUCGCUGUGGGAGAUCGUCGGCAACCUGAAAAACUUCGGCGUGGGACGCAUAGUGACGCGGGGCCGCUUCCAGCGCUACCCGGAACUCAGUUACUUGAAGAUCCUGAGCGUGGAGCCGCUGCCGGCGCCCGAGAAUCCGUCGAUGGACAACAUGAGACGGGUUAAGGUCGUGGCGGAGAGGACUUUCAGGGGCAUGCGGAUGCCCGAACCUGUACAUAUUUGCAUGAGCAGUUACAAAAAUGACUACCAGCUCGUACCGAAAGACGAAGAGGCCAAGUACACUGGCGCGCCCCUCACGGAUUUUGACAAAACGAAAAUAUUGCCUCAGAGGAUGGAGCUACCCCCGUUGAUGAGGGAGCUCGUGUUGAGGGAAAGUAAAUCUGCUACCGAGGAAGAUUUGCAGAUGGAAAUCGUUUACAACUUGGCUAGUAGCAAGUACAAGUACCGGAUAGCGAAAGAAGGGGAGGAGCCGACGGUAAGGCACCCAAUAGGUUUGGGCACUCCCAUCACCGACCGGUUAUACCAGGACGUGGAUUUGCGGGAAUGAAAAAAAAAACGCGCGUUUGUAAAAAAUGUUUAAUAAAGAUUAA